Molecule: messenger RNA, 2971 nt
Organism: Cuculus canorus (common cuckoo)
Lineage: Eukaryota; Metazoa; Chordata; Aves; Cuculiformes; Cuculidae
Product: D-beta-hydroxybutyrate dehydrogenase, mitochondrial
Exons: 5
Coding region: 16-1164 (382 amino acids)
Molecular function (GO): oxidoreductase activity
Source: RefSeq, a predicted model, not a curated record
AAGAAAUUCUUCCCGAUGAGGGCGGUGAGGCACAAGUUGCCGAGGGAAGCUGUGUCUGCCCCUCCCUGGAGGUGCUCAAGGCCUGGUGGAUGGGCUGUGGGCGGCCUGGUCCCACGGGAGGGGGUGGAACUGGAUGAUCUCCAAGGUCCCUUCCACCCCAAUCAUCCCGUGACGCCCAGUGUGGGGCAGGGCCGGGCUCCAUCCGCGCCACCGCGGCCACUGGGGGGGUUUGAUCCGAUCCGGAAGCUCGGCCACCGCCCCCGCCGCUCUCUCUCGGCUGAAGGGAAGGCAGUGCUAAUAACAGGCUGUGACAAAGGUUUUGGACAUGCCUUGGCAAAGCAGCUUCACACAAAGGGAUUUACUGUUUUUGCUGGAUGCUUGCUAGCGGACAAGAAUGGAGAUGGAGCCAGGGAGCUGAAGAACAUGAAGUCGGAUCGCAUGCAAGUGCUGCAGGUGGAUGUAUGCAGUGACGAGGAGGUAGCUCAGGCUGUGGAUUUUGUGAAGAGGACCCUGAAGGAGCCAGAAGAAGGUCUAUGGGGCUUGGUAAACAAUGCUGGCGUCUCCACCUUUGGAGAGGUGGAAUUUGCAAGUUUAGACAACUACAAGAAUGUGGCAGAGAUCAACCUGUGGGGCACCGUGAGGGUGACGAAGGCUUUCCUACCCCUCAUUCGGAGAGCUAAAGGCCGUGUGGUGAAUAUCACAAGCAUGUUGGGACGGAUGGCGAGUCCGUCUCGCUCCUGCUAUUGCGUUUCCAAGUUUGGGGUGGCAGCCUUCUCUGACUGCCUCCGGCAGGAGAUGUACCGCUGGGGUGUCAGAGUCAUCCUUAUUGAGCCCAGCAACUUCGUGGCAGCAACGGGCAUCCUGACGGCAGAUGGCAUCGACAAGCAGGCUGAGGCACUGUGGAGUGGAGCCAGCGAUGCUGUGCGGGAGGACUAUGGGAGGGAGUAUUUCACUCACCAUGUGGCGAUGAUGAAGUCCUUUGUAAACAGUGGCCUGAAGGAUAUGUCUCUAGUCUUGAAUGACAUCACCGAUGCACUCACUUCCACACACCCCAAGAACCGUUACAAUCCCAUGGAGACCUACUGGUGGUUGAGGCUGCAAGUCAUGACUCACCUGCCCACUGCCAUUGCAGACUGGCUUUACAUCCCGGGAGCUGCCCUGUAAAUGGCCAUCCUUCGGGGAUCCUUCCAGCGCUCAGACAUACGCAGAGGUUGGAACUGGCUUAGUCAGGGCUAUCUGCGCCCGUUGCUGUUCCAUCUCCCCUGUAGACGUGUGCUUUCACUUUGGGUUAUGGCUUCAAGUCUUACGUUGUGGGAUGCUGAGAACAGCAUAGCUUUUUGAGUUUUGUUUUUGGUUUUCCUAAUUCUUGUUCUUUGUAUUCCUUGCUGUCCUGAUUAAAGUUGAAAGGUGUUUUCCUUUUAACUGUGCAGGACACAGGAAAGCUAACAUAAUGGGUCAAAUAUGUGGUCAGUGUAAUUAGGUCAGCAGAUUUCCACCAGUGAUAAAUUUGGCUUGUUAACGGGCUCUUGCUUUUCCUUACAAGGACAAGCUGCUAGUAGCAGAGCAAAGCUGUUGCUAUGAGAUGUCUCAAAGGGAGAAACUGAAAUGGGAGCAAAAGCAGUUUUCCAUUGGAUUCAAAAUGGGUCAGUCACAGCCAUCAGUUGUUUUCGUGAUACUGCUAGGAAACUCUACUGCGCUGUGACUGCCUGCUCUUUCCUGGAAAACAGCAGCACUGCCUCUGAGCAGCCUCAUUACCCAGCCUGGGGCGGUCCGAUCACCGCAAAGAAGGGCUCUUCCCUCCCACUGUGGCCUGGAGCUGGCAGAGCCAGUGACUGCAGACAGACUGGAUGGGGAAAAGCACUUCUAAAAAUGAGUGAGGUCUGAGCCAUCCCUCAGUCAGUCCCUGUGGGUGCGGGGACUUGCAGCCUCUCUCCACCGGUUACUGAUGAGCUUUGCAGGAUAGGCUUGAAUCUGAUGUAGCAAACAAAUUUGGCUUCUCUGGCUGCUACAUCAGCUACCGGUGCCUGAACUGUUGCACAGCCACUGUCCAGCUGUGCUUCAUCCACAUCACUGCCCCAUGUAAGGCUUCCUCUUGCUGGUGAGGAAGCUGCUUUUGCUUUUUUGCCUUUUGGUUUCAUCCUCUCUGCACUUGGAACAGUGACGGGACGCUGUGCUGUUGGUGUGGCCUGGCUGUGAGCUCUGGAAGGGUGCUUGAAGUGACACGUUCCCUUUUUUUAUUAGUAUUACACAAUGAGAUUUUCAUGUCACACGUGAUUGUUUCCUCAGAACUUCCUGAUAACUGAUAUGAGCCACUUGUGCACAGUAUUCCCAAGAAUGUUGGUCAUAUGCAGAGAUUUCAAUUGUUUUUCCAAGUGCUGGGCUGGCCUGGCUUCAGCCCCGUCCCUCUGCCCCAGUGGUGACCACUAGUGGAGCAGCUGGUGGGCUGUGGGUGCUGCUAGCCAGGUUAGGACGCUAGAGCCUUACUCUAGGGACCAGCUUUCCUUUCUACUGCUGAACUUCAUUCUGUUUUCUCCUAUGGGAGAUUAAGUGACUACAAGAAGAGCUUAUUGUUUGCUCUUUCCUCAUGUGUCUCUCCUAGCUCUGACUUGGAAACUGUGCCAUAAACUUUCUGUGCCACUGGCGAUAAAUGUUUGGAAUCUGCAUUGCAGUCGUGGAUGCUGUGAUGCCUGAGGAGGAAAGCAGGCUCCCUUGGAGAUGCUGUGAUGGUAGCCUGUAUUACAGGUAACAGCUACUGAAAAUGCGGCCUGUGCAGAUCUUUUCUAUUCCAGAUCAUCAGCACGUGGAAAUUGCCUGGGAUCCUGGACUGUGAAUGAUCCCACUGAAGUGCAACUUAAUCAGUAUUGUAAUCACUUCUGCCCUCCUGCACUGUGAAAUGAGUGAUGUUAAGUAGCACUGAUUUGCACAGAGAGAAAUAUAAACUGAGAUUUAUAAAGCACAUGUCUAUGUCUCC